AUGCCAAUUGUCCUUGUAUUAACAUCAAAUGGUUUUGUUAAAGGUGAUGUUAGGGAAGAGGAAGAUGUUUGUGAAGAGGAAGAGGAAGAUGUUAGGGAAGGAGAUGAUGUUAGUGAAGAGGAAGAUGUUAGGGAAGAGGAAGAUGUUUGUGAGGAAGAUGUUAGGGAAGAUGUUAGGGAAGAUGAUGUUAGUGAAGAGGAAGAUGUUAGGGAAGAGGAAGAUGUUAGGGAAGAGGAAGAUGUUAGGGAAGAGGAAGAUAUUUGUGAAGAGGAAGAUGUUAGGGAAGAUGAUGUUAGUGAAGAGGAAGAUGUUAGGGAAGAGGAAGAUGUUAGGGAAGAGGAAGAUGUUUGUGAAGGAAGAUGUUAGGGAAGAUGAUGUUAGUGAAGAGGAAGAUGUUAGUGAAGAGGAAGAUGUUUGUGAAGAGGAAGAUGUUAGGGAAGAUGAUGUUAGUGAAGAGGAAGAUGUUAGUGAAGAGGAAGAUGUUUGUGAAG
This is a messenger RNA of Homarus americanus (American lobster), 491 nucleotides long. Its product is annotated as glutamic acid-rich protein-like. The record is from RefSeq and is a predicted model, not a curated record. NCBI's taxonomy places the organism in Eukaryota, Metazoa, Arthropoda, Malacostraca, Decapoda, Nephropidae. The transcript has 3 exons. The coding region runs from base 1 to 366 and encodes 121 amino acids.